AUGUAUAUCUACUUAAAGAAGAGAAGCUCCACAAAGUUACGAGGGAAACAUGAUGUAAAAUAUGGUAACAAAACUGGAUAUUUGUUACAUCUGUCCAAGCUCACCAGUUCAAGCUUCUCGUUCGCAAGUUUUCAUUCGUGCAUCUUCAACCAUGCGUAUUUUCACCUCUCUGUUCAACCACAUUUCAUUUUCAUUCACUGCCUCGCGUCUUCUUUGUUUUCUCUCGAGAGCGCCUCUCAACCAUCCACAGGAAGCUUCGAAGGAGUUCAAGUCGAGCCCGCGUCGCUCUUUUGGUCAUCUCCUUGGAGGCUCUUCCAUGAAGCACGAUGGAGCAUGCUACCAGAGAUAAAUGCAAUGUGGUUAUUGGCCAAUAACCUUAAAGGGAAGAUGCAAUGUGGUGAAGUUGUUAUCACGGUGAUGGAGUGCAACGACAAUAUCAAUCCAAGAUGAACAAAAUCCUUAGUGAUUAUUAGGAAAUUAUAGACUUGUCAUUCUAUGUUGUUUGACAUGUUAUUAAUUGUAGAAUUUAUAUUGUUUAACAUCUUAGGAACAGUACAAUCUAUUUAUGAAUAUUAGACAUUUUGUAAACUUAUUUGAUAAUGAUUUUUAAGUAAUA
Vigna angularis (adzuki bean) is the source of this 616-nucleotide messenger RNA. RefSeq lists its product as uncharacterized. Bases 1 to 450 code for a protein of 149 amino acids. The transcript is spliced from 4 exons. Lineage: Eukaryota; Viridiplantae; Streptophyta; Magnoliopsida; Fabales; Fabaceae. The record is from RefSeq and is a predicted model, not a curated record.